Molecule: messenger RNA, 795 nt
Organism: Pterocles gutturalis (yellow-throated sandgrouse)
Lineage: Eukaryota; Metazoa; Chordata; Aves; Pterocliformes; Pteroclidae
Product: usherin-like
Exons: 5
Molecular function (GO): protein binding
Source: RefSeq, a predicted model, not a curated record
AUUUAGGAGUUUUUACACCAUACCAGUUUCUGCUCACUGCAUGCACGCUUGCUGGCUGUACAAACAGUUCCCAGGUCACCUUGUUUACAGCACAGCUGCCACCGUCUCACGUAGAUGCCCCGGUCCUGACGGUUUUGGAUUCUAGAACAAUAUAUGUACAAUGGAAGGAACCAGUAGAAGUAAAUGGAAUCCUAGAUCGCUAUAUGAUAUAUAUUGCCAAGAAUGAGGAGAAUUUUACAGAGUGGAAUGUAAUCUAUAACAGGACAGAACUUUUUCUGGAUUUUACUAUUCAGCAGCUUUCCCCGGGUACUGAAUACCUCAUAAAACUAGCUGCUUGCACUGGAGGUGGAUGUUCAAUAAGCGAAGCUAGCACAGCUAAAACAGAUGAGAGUACACCAGAAGGUGUUCCUGCUCCAAAAGCCCAGUCAUAUUCAUCUGACUCCUUUAACAUCUCAUGGACUAAGCCCGAGUAUCCGAAUGGUAUUAUUACUAGCUAUGGAUUGUAUAUGGAUGGUGUUCUGAUGCAAAAUUCAUCACAGCGAAGUUGUUAUACUUACGGACUUGCUCCUUGGAGUUUGCAUUCCUUCAGAGUCCAGGCAUGUACUGCAAAAGGUUGUGCUCUGGGUCCACUGGUAGAAUCUCGGACCAUGGAAGCUUCCCCUGAAGGAACAGUUGAUGUAUUUGCUACUGUUGAUGGGUCCAAAGAAGUUCAAUUAAAAUGGCUUGCCCCAAAUAAACCUAAUGGAAAACUGGCCUACACAGUCCUUGUCACUGGUCUCUUCUACGCUGAUCAAG